Molecule: messenger RNA, 972 nt
Organism: Colletotrichum truncatum
Lineage: Eukaryota; Fungi; Ascomycota; Sordariomycetes; Glomerellales; Glomerellaceae
Source: RefSeq, a predicted model, not a curated record
AUGGUAAUCCCCAGUGUCGCCCCUCUGCGGCUGAUCCAUCAAAUGUGCUCUUUCUUCACCACAGCCAUCAUGACUGAAUUAAUUCCACUCUCGACUAAUGUUCUCAACCUUGAAAAUCAUCGGCGGAUACUAGAUGUGAUAGUUCCUGUUGGUUCCGCCCUUUCAACUUGUUCACUAGCGCUGCAUCUUUACGCUCGCCACAAAGAAAAAGCACUUCGGUGGGAUUCCUUGGUUAUAUCUCUAGGCUGUAUUCUAUCUAUUGCUAUGCACCUUGUGGUCCUUAUGGUAAACCCCGUAGCUGUUAAGCUCGGAGUCGCUGCGCUGUUGCUUCAGUUAUCGAACGGCUGUGCCGAAAUGUACCUCCUGCUACUAUAUCGCCGCAUAUCCCCACAGGGAAAAGUCACAGUCGCCGUCAGACCUGUACUUCUCGCAAUAGGAAUUGUGAUUGUUGCGAAUCUCAUCACUAUCGGGCUUUCGAUGCUGUAUCUCGUCUCCAGUGUCAGACUCUCAGAGGGUACGUGGCUUGGGACAAGAACUCUGUUUCUGAUAACAAGCGUAGUCAAUAUCGCUACAGAUGUUCUGCUGGUCGUUAUGGCGAUUCCUACUUUAAUGAAUCUCCACACGAAAUGGAAGCGUCUCAUUAUUUACCUCUGCCUAACAUUGAUGCCGGCGGCCGUCCGGGUCUCGUUACUGCCAAUUGUGCAUUAUAGGCCCGAUCUAGUCUGGUGGGCUGUGCCAUCUUUGUGCAUCGAGGGAGCUUUGAACGUGGUUUGUGUCUGCCUGCCUGCAAUGUGUCAGUCAUUCAAGCACGUAAAGCAGACGGCAUCUCGAAUAUCCCGUCCAGUUUUAUACUCUGGACAGUCGAGUCAAACCUCUUUACGCCCUCAAGUCAUCUAUUUAGGCUUGAUACCAACCGAAUCGAACACGAGCAAUCCUUGUUUCGAGAAAAAAGUGGAAGUUGUUGAUACCUGA